Molecule: messenger RNA, 4262 nt
Organism: Trichoplusia ni (cabbage looper)
Lineage: Eukaryota; Metazoa; Arthropoda; Insecta; Lepidoptera; Noctuidae
Exons: 6
Coding region: 202-1071 (289 amino acids)
Cellular component (GO): mitochondrion
Source: RefSeq, a predicted model, not a curated record
CUGCACAAUAAAAUAGGGUUUGUGAAAAUCAUCUUUAUUUACAGUGGGGUCCUUUACACGCAAUGCGAAAAUUAUAUAAAUGUGACAUUUAUGAUUGACACUUGACAGCAGUGUUCGCGGAACAGAACGUAGCCUUUAUUCUAAAAAGAAUUUCAUCUAUGUAUUUCUUCUUUACUUUCGGUUUCUGGAAAUAAUAAAAAAAUGAAAGCAGCACAAUCCGUAAGCCGGUUGAGUGCCACCCCUCAUAUAAGACUUAAUACAUGUUGCCACAAUAUCUCAUCGUUACAAGUGCGACAUAGUGCAACUAUCGUAAAUUCGAAGAUUCAGUUAUUAGCACCCGUACUAUUAAAAGUCAGGCAUUUGGGGCUGGGUCCUACUUCAAAAGACUUCGAAGAAGCGCCACAAUUCACGAGUCCUCUAACAAAAGUCCACGCAAACGAACUCGUUCUCCACCUUAACGUAGAAGAGAGAAAAAUACUGUUUGACGCCUUACAGGAAUAUGAAUCGAACAGAGUUAAAGAAAAUUAUGAAGGUACAUUAGCUGGCCAGAGGUGGAGAAGCAAGUUAGGAAGACCCAGCAAAGUGCCCACACUUGGUGACGUUGACCCCACGGGCAAGUAUUGUCCUGUACCAGAAGAUUGGCUGAAACAAAAGUUUGCUGAGAUGGUGCAGCCGCCUACCAAGAGGGAGCUGUUUCAUUUGUCGCUUGCAAACUCGAUACCAUUCAUAGGCUUUGGAUUCUUAGAUAACUUCAUCAUGAUCAUUGCGGGAGACCGCAUCGAGAGCUCGAUGAGCGCGUACAUAACGCUGUCGACGAUGGCGGCGGCGGCGCUGGGCAACACGUUCAGCGACGUGAUCGGCAUCGGCUCGUCGUACUACGUGGAGCGCGCCGCGUCCUGGGUGGGGCUGGGCGCGCCCAAGCUGGCGCCCGUGCAGCUCGACAUGGUCAUCAGCCGCCGCUUCGCCAAUUUCGGCAGAGUUAUUGGCAUCACAAUCGGCUGCUUCCUCGGGAUGAUUCCUUUGCUCUUCAUAGACUACGACAAGAAAAGUGAUGAACCGGAAAGCAAGUAAUAUGAACAUAUCUUCACAUCUUCCUAAUGGUAAGGUUGCACUGUAGCAGUAGUGUCCCGUCGAAGUGCCACUGUACUGAGAACUUAAAAGUAACUUAGGAUUUACACAAUACAUAAACGUGAUGUUACACUGUUUCAUAGAAUACUUGCUACAUAGAGGGCGUACACAUUUAAGCAGCAAAGAAAUUUAAUAAACUGUUUUGAUUUUUACUUUGUAUAAUUUUCUUAAGUUUCUCUAUAUAUUAAUAAUUCUACUCAUACUUCAAAAGAGUGUAUGAUAAUUUGCUUUGUUGGUGCGUGCGCUCUCUAUCUGUUUCGUUAUUUUAAAAUAUAUAUUUGUAUAAUUGUGUACACGUGUUUUAUACUCUGAAUUUAAGACUCUUACCUGGUCGGUAAUGUUAUUAUUUAUAAAGUUUACUGUUAAAAUAAAAUACAUAUACCUAUAGGACUGUAUGUAUUAUAAUAAAAACAUUUAACGACACUUCUUGUACUGGGCAGGCAACAUAGGAGGACCUAUUGUCUCUAACUUUCCUAGCAAAUACAUAUAGUAUGUUGAAUUAUACAUAAUACAUAUACAAAUUCGUUAUCUUAAAAUGGUACUAAUGUAUAUUAAAAGUAUUUCAAAUAAUUUGCGAAAAAUAGUUGAAUGUGAAUAAAUCAUAAAACCGCCAUAUAUUUUCUAUAACAAUAUAUUGCGUCACAGUUUGCGAGCCAGUGUGUUGUGUUUUAACAACACAUAGUCACUAACGCGCGAGAUCCUGAUAUAUCUCAGAAAGUCACGACCAUUGAAGUUAGUGAGAUGCACAAUACAACUAGACAGUGAACAUGCACAGUAGCUGUGACGACAAACACUCAGGUGAUAGUGUUUACAAAUUUAUCGAAUUUCUAGCAACUAGUGUUAUAACUUAAAGUAGGAGUUGCGGUAGCUCAGGUAUUGAAAUAAUACUUCAUAGUGUUCCUAUUGAUGAGACUUUGCUAUACUGGGCAUGCUCACUACACAAUGAAGGUCAUGGUUUUCUUGUACAAAGUUGAUUAUAGCCAUGUACGAGAACGGUGUUUAACACGUCAUGCGUCACCCGGCUUCGCCGAAUCAUUUUAAAAUAAAUAGUAUUAAUACCAUGCCAUUUUCGUUGCUAGCCAAAUACAGUAUUAUGGCAUGUUCUUACGUGGGUUGUGACUGUUUAAAAAAUGACCUUGUUGAAUGAUUUUAUUCGGAGGAUAAGUUUACUGACAAUUUUCUCUCCUUAGAGGCUAAAACAAUCAUCUAAAACCAAUAUUGUACAUGUUCUGUCUGUUAUAUAUGAAAAUUACAUAUUUUAUGCAUAUUAUUAUGCUAUAAUUGUAUUUGUCUUUUGUCCUUCAACUUGCUUAAGACUAUAAUAUAUAUAUUUUUCUGAGCAUAUGUAACUAUUUACUUCCGUUAUCAAAUAUAUUUAUUAAAGUUAUUCAAUAUUCUUAAGGCUUGCGUCUCUAAUGGCUACUUUGUAUAUUUCUCAAUGAAUAUUUAUCUAUUUCAAAUUUAUGAAUACAUUUAAGUGUUGUUUAAAUUGAAUUAUAUUUUGUUAGCAAGAAAAGAUUUUAUUAGUUUGUGUGAUAAAUAUAUUAAUACUAUUUAGUAAUAAGAUGUGUAUUAGCUUUAUUAUUUAAGAGUUUAUGUCUUAUUCGUGAUUAAGUUUAAAUGUUGCAUUUGUAUUACAAGCAAUAUAUCUUGCCAUUAUACUACUUUGUAGCUCUCUGGCAUUCAUUUUUAAUAUAAGUUAGAUUCUGCAAAAUAAUAAAAAUAAGUAUCAAACAUAAUAAAACAUAGAAACAAAAGUAAAUAGCAAAAAGAAAUAAAAACUGUUUUGGUUAAAACGAUCGUAUUUUCAUGAAAAAUGUUCUUCGUAUAAAGGUGAUGGUAAGUUAAACAUACACUGAAUGCAAUAUCAUACUCAAGUAGAUAUGAUAUAAAAGAAUGAACGGAAGGGUAUAUAAUAUUCACAUUUAUUCUAUAUGCAGCCAGAGUAAUGUCCGUCACGUUGAAGAUUGAUACUUGUGUUUCAAAUUUUAUUAGAGUAUUAAAAUGCACAUGUUGAUGUCGCCGACUGCGAGUCUCGGACAAGGGGCCAUUUACCGAGCAUUACCUUUCUGCUUAUAACGUCACUAGCUCGGUAAAUUAUGUGUUAUCUUGAGUUUAAUGUUUAACUAAACAUUGAUUCUUGCUUCUUAAGGUAAAACUUUAAUAGCUUUGCGUGCGUUAAAACGAAAGGCGUCUUUACAGAAUCAUUUAUUCUAAAAACAAAUUACGAGUAUGAUUAGAAUGAUGAACGUCACAAAAAAUAUUCCAUCUUACAAAGGUAGGUUCUUCAACUUAUUUAAUGUUUUAGUUAAAUAUGAACUGCAUAUUUAUUUGUACUUACGUCAAUUUAGCGGCGAGCUGUAAAGGUGCAGCUAUCAUAAUAAGCACAGUCGUAUCUAGUCAAUGCACAAUGUUGUAUAUGUAUAUUUGUAGGUACGUGUGUACUGUGUAGUACAAAUCUGCGCCAUGUGACUUGUUUUAGUGUUAUCCAGAGCCGUUCACAUGCUUCACGCCAUAUAAAGGCGCCUUAAAAACCGAGGUUCGGUUUUUAUACGUUGCUUUGCUAGAUGCUGUAAAGUCCAGCCCUCGUGGUGUGCCAUCCUUGGUUGACCCAGCCCUGGGACCCCAAGGCUUUCGUGGAAUUUAUACGAUAAGAAUAAGAUUUAAGCAUUCUUACUAUCUAUAGGUAUCUAUCUGAUGAAAAUUAUAAAAAUACUAAUUUACAAUCUAUUUUUCACCGCGUGAAUAUCUUAUGCUUCUUAGUAAAUACAUAGGUAACUACAAAUAAGAUUAUUAAAACAACUGAUUUGGUUUAGAUAUCCAAUAGAGGGAACUAGUCGACUAUUCUUGAAAAUAAAUAAAUAAAUGCAGUUAUUGAAGUUAUGAUAAUUAAUAGUUGUAAGUGUGUAUUAAGGAUUUGGUUUGGAAUACUGCUCCGGGGUUCGUAAUAAUCUAAUAAAUUUACGGUAAUUAGGUGUUAGCAGUAUUUCAGUGGUAACUACUAAAUCUGUAUCCUUGUUAUCUGUGAAUUGUUUUAAUCGGUUCAUUUGUAAUUAUUGAAUAGUUUUAUGCAAGAUUGUUUUAUUGUAAGACUUGUGAUUUCCGCAUAGAACUAAUAAAAACAUAUAUCUUUA